AUGGCUGAGCGCUCCAAGCAGUACUCUUUGCUCAACAUCUGGUGCGUUUCUCUAGCCUUGAAAGCACUACUAUCAAUUGGGUACCACUCCACGGACUUAGACGUCCACAGAAACUGGUUGGCCAUUACCCACAAUCUUCCAGUGGCCCAGUGGUACAUUGAAAAAACCUCUCAGUGGACACUUGAUUACCCCCCAUUCUUUGCCUACUACGAGUGGGCGUUGCUGUACUUAGUGCCUCGUUUUGUGAGAGAAGAUGGCUGCUUGGCCAUAGUGGAAAAGGGCAUCUACAGCUUACCCACGGUGUUUUUCCAGAGACUCUCGGUGAUUGUGUCUGAAUUGGUGUUGUUUUUGGCGUUGCAAUGGUACGUGAAGUCUGCUAGGCUGAACCAGGAGGCUACGAGAGCGUAUGUGGUUGCACUGAGCUUGGUGCUUUCUCCAGGGAUCUUGAUCAUUGAUCACAUACACUUCCAAUACAAUGGCAUUUUGUAUGGGUUUUUAGUGCUCAUGAUCAAUUGUGCCCGUUUGGAGAAGUUCUUGUGGUGUGGCUUCUGGUUUAGUGUACUUCUCUGCUUCAAACACAUCUACUUGUACUUGGCCCCAGCCGUGUUCGUGUACUUGCUUCGGGCUUACUGCCUUAAUUUGUCCUAUGACCCAAAAAUGAGCUUUGCCCAUAACGCAGUACGUCUUGUGAGAUGGAAGAAUCUCUUCAAAUUGGGCUCGGUGGUCAUUGGCGUUUUUAUCGUUGCUUUUGGGCCUUUCAUAUACUACCACGUUAUCCCAGAGAUGAUCGCCAGACUCUUCCCCUUCAGCAGAGGACUCACACAUGCAUAUUGGGCGCCAAAUGUUUGGGCUUUGUAUUCGUUUCUCGACAGAGUGCUCAUUCAAGUCUAUAAAAGAGUCCCUCUCUCCAGAAUACCUCUUCAGAGGGUGCUUCAGUUCGAUCCUUCCCUCCUAAACAAUCAAAAGCUAGUUUCCUCUUCAACAAGAGGCAUAGUUGGUGACAUUGAGUUCCUUGUGUUGCCCACAAUUACUCCAAAACUCACAUUCUUGCUCACAUUGUUUUAUCAACUCAUGGCUCUUAUCCCACUAUUCCUCCAGCCUACGUUUGAACGGUUCCUUGGCGCCUUGACGCUUUGUGGUUACGCGUCCUUCCUCUUUGGCUGGCACGUCCACGAAAAAGCCAUUUUAAUCGUCAUAUUCCCCAUCUCGUUCCUAGUGACGAGAGACAAGAGACUCUUAAGCAGUUUCAAUCUUCUUGCAUCUUGUGGCUACGUUUCUUUAUUCCCACUCAUCUUCACCCCAGAAGAAUGGCUUAUCAAAGUCGUCUUUACAUUACUUUGGUACAUCAUCUUCUACUUCCACUUCAGGAAAGUUGUUAGAGUACCCAGCCACUUGACAGAACUGUCAGGUUACAUGUUGGAUAGAGUAAGCAAUCUCUUUAUAUUGGGUCUUUUACCUGUAACCAUCAUCACUGGUAUGAUAGACCUUUUCCAGCACAAGUACGAGGUACUCCGCCAGCUUGAGUUCCUCAAACUCAUGAUCUACAGUGUCUACUGCGGGUUCGGAGUGAUUAGCUCAUGGAACACCUUCAAUUGGCUUUACUUUGUCGACGAGACCAUCUGGGAUCCUUCCAGCUAG
Molecule: messenger RNA, 1638 nt
Organism: Candidozyma auris
Lineage: Eukaryota; Fungi; Ascomycota; Pichiomycetes; Serinales; Metschnikowiaceae
Gene: ALG8
Product: dolichyl-P-Glc:Glc1Man(9)GlcNAc(2)-PP-dolichol alpha-1,3-glucosyltransferase
Exons: 1
Coding region: 1-1638 (545 amino acids)
Biological process (GO): protein N-linked glycosylation
Cellular component (GO): endoplasmic reticulum membrane
Molecular function (GO): dolichyl pyrophosphate Glc1Man9GlcNAc2 alpha-1,3-glucosyltransferase activity
Source: RefSeq, a predicted model, not a curated record